Molecule: messenger RNA, 4693 nt
Organism: Chara braunii
Lineage: Eukaryota; Viridiplantae; Streptophyta; Charophyceae; Charales; Characeae
Source: the annotation of a GenBank genome assembly
CUCUGACGAUUGCAAACUAUCCACUCUCGUCAGUGGAGGAGUGCCAAGGCACUCAAGGGAGUAAUGGAUGAAUUAGUGGUUACCCCUGACCAUGGAGUCACAGAGACCCAACUGGUCAACCUUUUCUACCGGGCUACGUCCGAGUCGUUGCGUGGGCACUUCUUUGAGAAGAGCCAGCAACCCACCAUGACCUACGACGCAUUGAGCAGGGAAGUGGUGGCGUUUGAAGCAAAGUCUGUGUCAGUUUCCACCUUCUGGCACAAGGAUUUGGAUAAGGGAAAAAGGUGGAAGGGUCGCACUAUCUCAGGGCAGGUGAAGACAAAGGAUAGUCUGAUCCUUACCUUAGAUGAGGGUAGUGUUGACGAGAUCCCCUACGACCAGAUAGAGUGGGGGCUGGAGGAUGUGGACAGCGGCGCGAGUCAAGGGAGAACUUACGCGACUGUCGCGGCCGGAGGGAGGCCGCAAGGAGGAGGACGGGGCCAGGGCCAAGGGGGCCGGGCCUCAGGGAACCGUUCUCAGGGCGAUCAGGGGGUUGGCGACAGAGGAGGAAACCGCCAAGCGGGAGGAAGGGGUCAAGGUGAAGUAAGAGAAGAUGGAGGAGAAGGGGAAGGAGAUGAGGGAGAUGGAGAUGGAGAAGAAGGGAAGGAAGACAAGGAGAAUGAAAGUGAAGAGGAGGAAGGGGGAGAUGAAGAGGGGAGAGAAGAGAAGGAAGAAGGAGGGAGUGAGGAGGAAGAAGAGGAAGAAGAAGGAGGAGAGGAAGAAGGAGAAGAAGAGGAAGAAGAAGAAGAUGAAGAGGAAGAGGAAGAAGAAGAAGAAGAAGAAGAGGAAGUAGAAGAUGGAGGUGAAGAAGUCUUCGAGCCGCUUAGACCAACGCGGGUGUUAGGGCCGGGGCAUCUGGUCCACCUCGACCUUGCGGUCAUGCCUGUAUCAACGGAUGGGUACAAGUAUAUCCUGGAUGCAAGAGAUAACCUGAUUGGGUUCGUGGAGGCAGUCGCCCUCAAGAAAAAGACAGGGAGGAGUGUGGCGGACUGGAUAGAAGACUUCUACUUGAGGCAUCCGUUCGUCAGGAGGUUUAUAGCAGACAAUGGGACGAAGUUUGUGAACCAAGAAGUAUUGGGGAUGCUUAAGAGACUCUGCGUACCGAUCAAACUCAUCGAGCCGUAUCACCCUGAGGCCAAUGCACCUGUGGAAAAGGGGCACCGAACCUUGAAGAACACGAUUGCAAAGCUCGCAGCGGACCAUCUGGGGAACUGGCCUAGGUAUCUUAAGCAGGCUGUCUUUGCAAAGAAUAUGACCCCUAAAAGGACAACAGGAUGUAUCCCGGCAGAGCUUUGGUACGGAAGAGAGAUCGACUUUCCUGUGGAAGCCUUGGUACCUACCUGGAAUAGGUUAGAUGAUGAUCCACAGAUGACCACUGAAGAGUUAAUCGAGGCAAGAUGUCAACAAAUCCUUAAGAAUGAGGAGGUCAUGGAAGACAUCGCUAACCGGGUACUAGACAGCAGUAUGAGGGACAAAACAAGGUGGGACCAGACAGAAGACGAGGAGGACGCGGAGGAGGAUGUGCGAGAAGUCAUAGAAAUCAGCAGCGGGGAUGAGAGGGAUGAGAUCUCAAGGCAUAGGGAAGAGGGGCGGCCUCCGAUGCACCAGUCGGGCGACGGGGCUUUCAGAUGGGAGGACGAGUUUGGGCCAACGCCCAGUCAUUGGUUUCAGCAAUGGACCAAUGUGAUCAGGCACGAAUGGAUUAUGAAGACUCGGGAACUCGCAAGGGCAGGGGUGGAAGCCACACCACUGGAUUUUUUUAACGAGGCAGGGUUACGGAAAAUUGUAAGGAUGAAAAGAGAAAUCGAGACCUACGGCCUGGGGUUAGAAAGCCUGUCAAGGAACAGGGUGGACAAGGAACUGGGCAAGACGAGGCACAAGGCAGCAAUAGGAACUAGGUGUGAAGUAAGAGAAGAUGGAGGAGAAGGGGAGGGAGAUGAGGGAGAUGGAGAUGGAGAAGAAGGGGAGGAAGACAAGGAGAAUGAAAGUGAAGAGGAGGAAGGGGGAGAUGAAGAGGGGAGAGAAGAGAAGGAAGAAGGAGGGAGUGAGGAGGAAGAAGAGGAAGAAGAAGGAGGAGAGGAAGAAGGAGAAGAAGAGGAAGAAGAAGAAGAAGAAGAGGAAGAGGAAGAAGAAGAAGAAGAAGAAGAAGAAGAAGAAGAUGGAGGUGAAGAAAGCGUGGAUGCAAAGGUUGCAGGUAAACACAGGGAGGAUGCAAAGGUUGGAGAUGAAGACAGGUUACGAGAAGACGGUGCUGCGGCAAUCCCGAACAUUGCCAUGCAUAGGUGUGAUGACGCUGCGAUUGCCCUCGACCUCCCCAAAACCGAUUCUGCUGAGGUUAUGGCAGGUACACAAAUUGGUUCAGAUGACCAUAUCUCAGCCAUCGACGAGAACAGUAAUGCCAAUGAUGGCGAUGAUGAUGUGGUAGCUGCCCUCCCAGAUAAUUCCAAGGGUCCCCAGAGUCCCGAUAGUGCCCGAGGGGAUGGGGACAGGGACAGUAUCAGGGAAUCUCCCACUAGAGCAGUUACAUUGCUGCAUCAGGGUUCAAUUGCGUUGACGCAUGAGGAGAUGGAGGUUCUCCUGACGGAUUACCUACGGUGCCUACCUGCAGAGGUAAGGACCAAGCUGGUUGAUGAGGCCUAUGUCGAACAGCACAGCUUCGCUACUUUUAGUAAGAAAGCUCUAGAAAUAGAGGCAAAGCUGGGAUCCGCGCAUCAGGCAUCUCAUGAUGGUAGGAAGAGACUUCCCCAUGACUGGAAGAAGAAGGGUCAGUUGAUGUUCGUUGACCAUGAUGGUCAAACGACGGAGAUUGACGAUUUCCUAGACCUUGGGGAGGUGACAGAGCAAGAUGGGGCUACUGAGACUUCGGAUGGGGGAGUCGUGGCACCCAUCAAGGAAAAGGCUAGGGGGACCGGGAAGAAGACGGUAGUACGGUCCACGGGUCAGGGCGCCCAAGGAACACCCGAAUGGGUAAAACUUGGUUUAGAGUAUGAGGUGUGGAGGGACCGAGUUGCUAGGGGCACGUGCAUGAACUGUGGCAACUAUGGCCACACGUCUCGAACGUGCCGAGGCAAGAAAGUCCUGACGAGGGUAGCCUCACCAACGGUGGUGGGACUAUCUUCGAACCCUCGCGGUGUGGUGGAAAGGGAGGUUGUCCAUGCAAUAGAGGUUGUCUCAGGUAGCAAGGUGCCUAGAGGACGAAUCUAUAGGAUGUCUCUUGCGGAGUUAGAUGAGCUUCGCCGCCAGCUCAAUGAGCUCACAGAGAAGGGAUGGAUUCGGCUUAGUACCUCCCCUUACGGCGCUCCAGUCCUAUUCGUACCGAAGAAGGGAGGUACCUUGAGGAUGUGCAUUGACUAUAGGGGCCUCAAUGCCAUCACCGUUAAGAACGCGGAGCCCCUACCCCGCAUCGACGACCUCUUGGAUAGAGUGCAGGGAUGCCGGUACUUCACCAAGAUAGAUCUGAAGUCCGGAUACCAUCAAAUUGCCAUUAGGCUUGAGGAUCAGCACAAAAACGCAUUUCAGACCAGGUACGGUCUGUACGAGUUUGUGGUGAUGCCCUUUGGACUAUGCAAUGCACCUGGGACGUUCCAGCACGCGAUCAACAGGAUUUUUCAUGACUACUUAGACAAGUUUAUCGUCGAGUACCUCGACGAUAUUUUCAUCUUUAGUAGGACUGUAGAGGAGCACUCUGAGCACUUGAAAACAGUGCUAGGUCUCCUAAGACAGCACCAGUACAAGGUUAACUUGGAGAAAUGCGAGUUUGGUCGCACCAAGAUCUUGUACUUGGGUCAUGAAAUCUCAGCAGAUGGACUGAGGCCGAAUGAUGCCAAAGUGGCCAGCAUACGUGACUGGCCCAUACCUCAGACUGUUACUGAGGUCAGAUCGUUUUUGGGGAUGACAGACUACUAUCGUCUGUUUGUGAAGAACUAUAGUACUAUAGCUUCCCCAUUGACAGAUCUAACUCGACUGGACACCCCUUGGGAGUGGACUGAAGAGUGUGAGGCAGCCUUCAGGAAACUGAAGUACGCCCUGACACACUAUGAGGUUCUUAAACUUCCUGACCCUGAUAAGCCGUUUGUCGUGACCACAGACGCCAGCCAAUAUGGCAUAGGCGAGGUCCUUGCGCAAAAGGAGGGGCCCAAGUUGAGACCUAUCGAGUACAUGAGCAAAAAGAUGCCAUCUCGUAAACUAGCUAAGUCCACUUAUGAGCAUGCCGCAGCAGGCGUUGAACAUAUUAGGAAGUCUCAGGAUGCUUUGAUCGCAUUUGAGAAUAAGCAUAGAUGGCCCUCUAACUUUCAGUUACGUGAUAGAGUCUGGGUAAAGUCAUCUGAACUAGGUCAGGAGAUGGGAAUAUCCAGAAAACUGAUGCCGCAGUAUUUUGGGCCCUGGGAGAUCUUGGACAUUGUAGGGGAUCAACCAGAUGGGCCUUCAUACGUGAUCCGUAUUCCUGCACACCUACGCACUUACCCUGUGUUCCAUGCUUCCAAGUUGGCACCUUUCGUUGCUACGGAGCAGUUUCCUUCAAGAAGAUCAAUGCUGCCCCCAACCAUGGACGGCGAGGUGGACAUCGAUCAGAUUGUGGACAUCGAAUGAUGCCUGUUUCUCGAUCAUCAGGCAGAGGGCGCCCUCCUAAACCGAGAAUGCAGUAUCGUGUGAG